This is a messenger RNA of Varroa destructor (honeybee mite), 3092 nucleotides long. Its product is annotated as cuticle protein 16.8-like. The record is from RefSeq and is a predicted model, not a curated record. Gene Ontology annotation, cellular component: extracellular matrix. NCBI's taxonomy places the organism in Eukaryota, Metazoa, Arthropoda, Arachnida, Mesostigmata, Varroidae.
AAAUAAUGUUUCUGCAGCGGCUUUACAUCUCAGAGAGAAGCACCGUACAUUCCUUCGAUCAAGAAGGAAACGCAAAUAUUUGAAUAAAGCUAUUAACGGCCGAUUCUCCAAGAUGCUACAAAUGGUUGUUGCUGUCGCCCUUCUAGCUUACGGAGCUGCCGCUCAGGAGGUUCGUUUGGGCGCCCGCGUAGCCGCACAAUAUGAUGAUUUGUCCCAGCCCACUCCUUAUGAAUACGCUUACACCUCUGAGAACGAAGAGGGAUCACAUGGACACUCAGAGAAAUUCGACGGAACUUCUCGCGCCGAAGGAAAUUUCUUUCUGAAGCUGGCGGAUGGCCGCGAGCGUCAUGUAACCUAUACAGCCGAUGAAAAUGGCUUCCAUCCUGAAAUUCAGACCAACGAGUUGGGCACGGAAUCCAAAAAUCCCGCUGAUACUGUGUACAUUUCUUCUGCUCCUUCUGGCCCCGACGCCGCCAUUGAAGCUUACGGAGGACCUUUCCCUGAAUCGAUUGGACAGGGCUCCGUUGUGCGAGCUCCUGUGGCUGCAGCGCCUUUGACUCGUGCUCCAGCAGCUGCUAGCCAAUCGAAAUAACUUGCGUUACAUACAAAACACCGUUCAAACUUCUAGGGACAAUAUCACUGACUUAUAGGGGUUCUUGUAGACAAUUUUUUAACCUGGGUCCCCACAACAUCACGAUGAUGAGGCGAAACUACGAGUACGUAAAUCCAUAAAAUUAUAUUUCUUAGAGCACAACUAGCAGAAAAAGGUUACCCCAAAACUUUCGGACAGUUUAUCUCGCUGGCAAAACUGUUAUAUUAUGUAAAUUAUAUACGUAUAAUCCAUACGGAUAUAUAUAUAUCACGACGAUAGUGUUAUCUAUGCAAAUGAUUCUGUUUAAAGUGCCUACCAAAACAAUAUGACAGAAUACUCGGAUGGAUCCAUUUUCAUAUUGUAGUAAGUACAGAAGAAAAGGACGGAGAUAGCUAAAUAAACAAAAAAAAAAAGAUGGCUGCCGAAACUAUUGAUCUCGGUGGUCCUGUACUGUUAUUAUUAUAAGUGUCUGCCUCUUCUCAAUUUAUUUAGCGUUGAUGUUUGCUUUGAAAGGACUUCCUGCAGUUAAAAGUUAGAAGCUUAAUAAUUCCGUUAGACUUACCGACUCCUUAUGGGCUCGUCAUACUAACAUAUUUUAAAAGCCGUUUCUAUGUCGAAAUUGAAGCAUGUUAGAUUGUUUGUAUUUAGUUGACGAUGUAUAGCUAUCGUUUGAAUAACGAAAUUUUUAACGUAUAGGUUGUCUGAGAGAUCGUCACUGAUAAUGCUUUGGAUUAGAACGUGCCCUGUAUUGUAAAUUUUGCGACGGAAACGAGCGACCAACCAUCUAUCGAUUACUCGUAUUGAUUCAUUAGUAACCAAGAGACAGCGUAUCAAAGAGCACAUGUACGGUGCUCAAGGACAAAAGAUACAGGAGAAGCAAUACCAAUCAGCUAACAUCAACCGUAGGAAAUUUUUCAGCUAAACAGAUAGGAUCUGGUUCGGAUUUACACAGAGUUGUUUAAAUUUAUUUUUAGCUAUUGGCAGAAAAUAAUAUAAACAUAAAAUAAUGGCAGUGUUAAUCGCUCAGGAAAAAUACGGCGAUCAGUCUCACGGCGUUCGUAAUUAUCAAAAUAUGUCAAACGUGAGCUAUUUGAAUGGAAAACAAUUUCUAGGAAUAAUACUUAUUUCUUUUCCAGAAAAUGCCUCUUAACAUCGGUUUAGCAGUGUUUACAAGGCUAACAUUAGAGCUGAUCGUGUAAUUUGUGAAUCUCCAAUUAGCAUCAGUCUACAAACUUGAAAAUUCAAAAUCAGUUGAGCGUAAAAGACCAAAAACAAUACUGGAUAAGCGAUAGACUGUUGCUGAUCUAUUGAGUGCUUCAAUGUGUUUCUACGCUGGCGAGGGAUGCAUAAAUACCCCCAUUACAAAAACACUAACAAUAAAGAAGAAGCACGUAAAUUUCGUGGGCCUCGCUAUCUGAAAACUGCCUUUGGAAUAUGUUCCGUAAAGGUUUCAUGGGGUACAGCCCAACACAGCGAUGUUAUUAUGGUUUACAGUACCGAAUAUUGAAGAGUUUACAAAAAUGUUUAUACCGUUAACAUUGAAUGAUGCGGGAACAUAUUAGAUCGAUUAAGGAACAUGUGUUUAAGAUCGAAAAGCAGUAUAUAUAUAUAUAUAUAUUGCUAUAAGGCCUGACACAUUAUAGGAGAUCGUAACAUGAUUUAUAUAGACGCCUUCGAUUGAUGAAAUCCCACUUCGAUGGAUCACUAUUUAUUGACUAAUCUCCAUGUAAUAUACAAAAAGAAAAAAAAAAACCAUUCUACUAACUACGAGUUCUUUAGGAUAGUUUGCCAUCAACGAAUUGCCAUAUCGUCUUGUCUGAUAACUGUUAUCCGAAGCACAAUUGUAUUUACCGGGUGGAAAGGAAAACGAAGAAACGUUUCGAUGGAACUUCGAUAUUGAUACUUCAUGAGGUUAGCAUUAUUUCCGUCAAAUUCUCCGUUUAGCCACACCGCAACAUUUAGUUCUCGUCCAUUUUAAAUAUAAAAAGCAAAUAACGUCCAGAAAGUCAAAUAAAACAUUGCAACGAUAUAUUAUGUGUCAACUUUCACAGCUUAUGGACGCAUGAACCAGAGAUACUUUUGCCUUUCACAAGUCCUAUGAAGAACAGGUUUUUAUUGUCUAUACAAUCGCUUGUUCGGUCUUACAGAAAAUAUCGCAAAACAAAAAGUUAUAGUACACACAACACUUUGAUAAGUUGCAAUACGAAACGGCAUGAGAAUAAUACCGAUAUUUUAUAGUUGAAACUGAAAUUUUUAGGCACAAUGUAACGUAGAUACGGAUUAAGCAAUUACAUGUUCAGAUGUGAAUUUCCAAGUUAUCGCAGUUACCUUCUACCACACUGAAUCUGAUUGAUCCUUAGCAGUGUCAUCUUUGAACGAACACGUAUCAAAAUUUCAGUUGUGAAUGAAGUUAGUUCUCGGAAGUUUCGAGAGACACUUCUAGGUCUCAAUGAUAAAGAUGACUGAGAUCCGAAAAAGGAGCACUGGGCAAUUCGUCAGG